CACCCCCAACCCUGGUAGCAGGCUGGAGGGCCCCGACCAUGCGGGGUAGUGGGAGAAAUGGAAAGAAAUGGGACAGGAACAGGACACAAGAGUCCAUGGUGGGAGUCAAAGAGCUGGAAGCGUUUUGGAAAUGGGGGUCUGAGGGAAGAGUUGAUCAAGGGGCGAGUUACUCAGCAGGUGGGAGGCACGAGGCCCUGGCAACUCUGUUUUCUUGGCUGGGCUCGGAGAGGAAAGCGGGUAGCAGUCAGGCAACUGAGGGCCCGCCCCGGACCUCCCUACCGAGGGAGGUGUCAGGCCCCCAGGGACCCGGCCCCCUCAGCAUCACGGGCGCUGAGGAUGCGCUGGAGGCCGGUGGGCGGUCGCGGUAGUCGCCCUCCCACCCCCUCGCUCAGGUUUCUCCGGCCUAGGGCAAGAGGCCACCCCGCGCGGGAACGCACUGUCCACUUCUCAGGCCUGGAACUGGGCCGGCCCGCGGACGCUACCGAGAGGCGGCGGCUCCCGCCCCCUCGGCCGGACGUGGCGCCUCCCCUCCGGCCGCAGCCGGAGCCUGGAGGUGGGGUCGGAGUCGGAGCCCGGGGCUCUGAUGUCACCGAGCGGCCGCGAGUGCCCAGGAGCUCUUCUCGGCUGGAGCCUCAGGACCUACGCAGCCAGCCAGCCUCAGCACUCAUCUGCGGAGCCAUGGAGGCGCUGGGUCCUGGGGGCAACCGCGCCUCUCCGGCCUCGUCCACUAGCGGCCUGGACCUUUGGCAUCUGUCCAUGCGCGGGGACUCGGCCUACAGCUCUUUCUCCGCAGCCUCCAGCGGCCCCGAGCCGCGCACGCCAUCGCCGGGGACAGACCUCCUUCCUUACCUAGACUGGGACUACGUGCGCGUGGUUUCUGGCGGCCUGGGCCCCGCUCCACCCGACGCUGCCCUUUCUACAUCCCCUCGGGCCCGGCCUGCGGUCGCCGCCCACAGUGGGCCGCAGUCACCAGAGGUCCCGGGGACCCUGGGGCCACUGAACAGGCAGGCCACCCCGCUGCUGUACGCGCUGGCUGCGGAGGCGAAGGCCGCGACGCGGGAUGCCGAGCCGCCCAGCCCGCCGGCCUCGAGGGCUGCCUACCGCCAGCGGCUGCAGGGCGCGCAGCGGCGAGUGCUACGGGCGACGUCGUUCCAGCGCAAGGAGCUCCGCAUGAGCCUGCCUGCCCGCCUGCGACCCACUGUCCCAGCGCGGCCCCCGGCGACUCACCCGCGCUCGGCCUCGCUCAGCCACCCGGGCGGUGGGGAGGGGGAGCCGGCGCGGUCCCGGGCUCCCGCGCCAGGAACUGCCAGCCGGGGUCCCCUAGCCAACCAGCAGCGGAAGUGGUGCUUCUCGGAGCCAGGAAAGCUGGAUAGUGUGGGUCGGGGCGGUGGGCCGGCGGGGGAAUGCCUGGGUGAGGCCUGCUGCAGCUCUGGCCUCCCGGGACCUGAGCCCUUGGAGUUCCAGCAUCCGGCGCUGGCUAAGUUUGAUCACCAGGUCGGAUGGCUGCCAGAGACGCAGCCCCAAGGCUCGACAGACCCAGACUCCGGGUCCUUGAAGCUUGGUGAUGCCUACGGGCCCGCCAGUCGGAGUCGGAGCGCUUCGGGCGAAGUGUUGGGUUCCUGGGGAGGAUCAGAAGGGACCAUACCCAUUGUCCAGGCUGUUCCCCAAGGAGCAGAAACCCCCAGACCAUUGUUUCAGACCAGAUUUUCCAGGUUCUUGCCUCAGAAGGAGGCAGCAGUGGUGUAUCCUGCAGAGGUACCCCAGAGCAGCCCUGCUGAUGGUGAGCAGAGGGUCUCAGAGACCUGCAUUGUGCAUGCCCGGCUCCCCUCCCUUCCUGAUGAAGUGUUCCUAGAAGAGGCCCCGCUGGUCAGAAUGAGAUCACCACCAGACCCCCAUGCCUCCCAGGGGCCCCCAGCCAGUGUCCAUGCCUCUGACCAGCAGUAUGGAACUGGCUUAGGCCAAAGAACUGGCCAGGCUGCAGUCCCUCCAGAGUACCCGCUCCAUGAGUGUCCAGGAACCGCAGGGGCAGAUGACUGCUGGCAGGGGGUGAAUGGUUCUGUAGGUAUUUCCAGGCCCACAAGCCACAUCCCCACUGGGACUGCAAAUGAUAACAUCUCAACUGUUGACCCCACUGGACUGACCACCAAUCCCCCUACAGCUGCAGAGAGUGACCUCCUCAAACCUCUUCCAGUUGAUGCCUUGGGACUUUCAGGCAAUGAUACUCCAGGUCCCCCUCACAAAACUGCCCUGGAUAGGGGCACUGGCCAGCCUGGUUCCAGGCCCCCAUGGCCCAGUCAGUGCCUCAGGGAACUGGUUCAGGAGCUGGCCAGAUUAGAUCCCUCUCUACUUGACCCUCUUGCUUCCCAGCCCAGCCCAGAGCCACCCCUGGGCCUGCUGGAUGGGCUGAUUCCUUUAGCAGAGGUCCGGGCUGCAAUGCCGCCUGCCUGUGGGGAGGCUGGAGAGGAGGCUGCCAGUACUUUUGAGCCAGGGUCCUAUCAGUUCAGCUUCACCCAGCUCCUGCCAGCUCCUCAGGAGGAGACAAGGCUUGAAAACCCUGCCACCCACCCUGUGCCUGACCAGCCAUGUGGCCAGGGGCUCCUUGCACCAAACAACAGCAUCCAGGGCAAGAAAGUGGAGCUGGCCGCCCUCCUCCAAAAGAUGCUUCAGGACCUUCACACGGAGCAGGAGCGGCUGCGGGGGGAGGCCCAAGCGUGGGCCAGGCGCCAAGCGGCUCUGGAGGCUGCAGUGCGCCAGGCCUGUGCCCCUCGGGAGCUGGAGCGGUUCAGCCGGUUCAUGGCCGACCUAGAGCGCGUGCUUGGCCUCCUGCUGCUGCUGGGCAGUCGCCUGGCGCGCGUGCGCCGCGCCCUGGCCCGGGCGGCCUCAGCCAGCGACCCUGAUGAGCAGGCCUCCCUGCUGCAGCGCCUCCGGCUACUGCAGCGGCAGGAGGAGGACGCCAAGGAGCUGAAGGACAACGUGGCGCGGCGCGAGCGGGCGGUGCGGGAGGUGCUGGUGCGAGCUCUGCCCGUGGAGGAGCUGCGCGCCUAUUGCGCCCUGCUGGCCGGCAAGGCCGCCGUCCUGGCCCAGCAGCGCAGCCUGGACGAGCGCAUCCGCCUCCUUCAGGACCAACUGGACGCCAUCAGGGACGACCUUGGUCAUCAUGCCCCGUCUCCCAGCCCUGCCCGGCCCCCAGGGACCUGUCCUCCAGUUCAGCCGCCCUUCCCUCUUCUCCUUACCUAGUUAUAGGUGGAGAGGGUGGGGAGCACCGCCCCUACCUCUCACCACAUAAGUGGGGUGAUGCUGAUUUAUUCUCUGCUUUUCCCUUGAGGGAUUGGGGAGGACCCAGGCCAGGCCUCUCUAAGAUACUCCUCCAAAGUGUUCUCAUGUGACCUCGCCCAGGUCUUAUUUGGUAAUUAAUUUAUGGAUCUUAAAAACUGCAGUGUUCCCCCAUUUUGUGAUGAGAGUGUGGGGCUGGCAGGGGUUGGUUGGAGGGAGGAGAGAAGAUAGAGGAGCACUUAAGGUGCAAAACAGCCUAUUUUUUCUUCAAUAAAAAUUGUUAAGAGAA
Messenger RNA from Chlorocebus sabaeus (green monkey), 3562 nucleotides. It is a transcript of the gene SHROOM1, whose product is annotated as shroom family member 1. The record is from RefSeq and is a predicted model, not a curated record. Lineage: Eukaryota; Metazoa; Chordata; Mammalia; Primates; Cercopithecidae. Gene Ontology annotation, molecular function: actin filament binding. Gene Ontology annotation, biological process: actin filament bundle assembly; cell morphogenesis. Gene Ontology annotation, cellular component: apical plasma membrane; adherens junction; cortical actin cytoskeleton.